Messenger RNA from Planococcus citri (citrus mealybug), 2620 nucleotides. RefSeq names its product galactosylceramide sulfotransferase-like. The record is from RefSeq and is a predicted model, not a curated record. The transcript has 2 exons. The coding region runs from base 1107 to 2330 and encodes 407 amino acids. Gene Ontology annotation, biological process: glycolipid biosynthetic process. Lineage: Eukaryota; Metazoa; Arthropoda; Insecta; Hemiptera; Pseudococcidae. Gene Ontology annotation, molecular function: galactosylceramide sulfotransferase activity. Gene Ontology annotation, cellular component: membrane.
GACCCAAAAAACAUAAAUUUUGCAUAAAAUUGCAUAUUUUCGGACUUAAACGCAAAAAAACAAAUUUGGGGGCUUAAGGUCCACAAAAAAGGGGGAAGCGUACACCGGAUUCACCUGGACACUCCAAAUUCGUGUUCAGCGUAUCAAAAAACCCCCCGAGUACCAAAAUUCAGCUUGUUAUCAAACUUUUCCCUAUCGUCGUAAUUAAAACAGUGAAAAAAAAUUUGAUCGCAAAUCUUGGAGUCAAAACUCACAUUUGCCAUUCUUUGUCUGGAUAUUAAAGCAGAAGGGAGCUAGGUGAAAAUCAGCCAACACACGGAAUCGUGUGCUAGUAGCGCUAUCUAAUGAUUCAUUUUGGUAUUAUAAGUUUUUUCAACUGGCAACACUACUAACUCAGUUUUUUGCGUUUUUCUCAAAAUCGUUUAUGGUGGCAAAUGUGAGUUUUGAUUCUCAGCUCCUCAUAUAUUUAUAUGUUUAUAUAUAUAAAAACUGACACACCGGGAAUCGUCUAGUUUGAGCUCAAAACGUCGAGAACUAUCAAAAUUUUUCAUCCCCGACCUUUUUAUCCAAAGUUGGGCCUACCGCAAUAGCCAUCAUUUUUUACAAAAAUUUGGCUAAAAAUAUUUUCCUAUUCUGCCCGUUGAAAUAGGAACUUGACAGAGGUGCGCCGCGCUAGUGUCGCCUUGUGUAUGAUUGGCUGAUGAAAGGUCCCAGUAUAAACAUUGGAAUUAAUGUUGUGAAAAUUGAAGGAAAAUUGUUGAAAAUUGCUGAUAACAACGGGACCUUUCGUUAGUUCCGGUGUUUUUGACUACCAUUUCCUAGAGCGCGACAGUUGUCUUGUCAAAUCCCUGUACCUCUUUCGCUAGUAAAUUUCAAUAAAAACCGACGACGUGCCUCCCCCUUCCACCGUCCAUCGAAUACGUCAAUGGUUCUCGACGACCUUAUUUAAAUGGACCGACAUUACACAUACUGAAAACCAAGCGAUAAAAUAUUUAGAUAAAGUUUCGCCAAUGGUGAAAACUAGAUAAAACGAAAAAACAAAAUUGAAUAUUCUUUGGGAUUCUUAUAUUCACGACAGUAGUCUAACCAAAGUGAAGAAAACAGAAAUGUGCAUCAUUAGAAGCAGAACUCUUUUACGAAGGAAGUUUCUUACUAAAAGACCUGUCAUUAUAUUACUUUUAAGUAUUUGUUUCUCAGUUUUAUUAACGCUCGAAAUAUUUUCGCAAUGGAAGUUGCUGAAAACGAAUGUGACUUUGUUCUCUAGGGGACCAGCAGUGAACGAGACAUUAGCUUAUCAAUGCUGCACCCCGACGAAUAAGUCGAUCCGGACGAAUAUAUUCUUUCUGAAAACUCACAAAACUGGAGGCACAACCGUGCAAAGUGUCCUCAUGCGAUUCGCCAUUAUGAACUCGCUAGAUAUACUUAAAGUAAAUUAUGCUUCUUACUAUUUGCCAUUUUCCGACUCGUCAAUACCUUCCCAACUGAUGACACCCAACAAUAAAUACAACGUGUUCGCGGACCAUGCGCGGUAUGACCCGAAAAUUAAACAAUAUCAAUACCCUGAUACAUCGAUGGUGACGUUACUACGACACCCAAUAAAAUUAUUCCAAUCAUUAUACGUUUUUUACCAAAUGGACAAGACUAUGGGUAUGACUUUUCAACAAUUCUUGAACGCGCCAGUCAAGCCUCCGGUUCUGACUGGUUACAACAGCGAUAUAGUGUACAGGGGAUACAAUCAGAUGAGCGUGGAUUUAGGAUUUGAUUGGACACAGAGCGAGAAUACGACCGCCGUCGCUGAAUUUAUAGCGAAAAUCGAUCGAGAAUUCGAUUUCGUCAUGAUAACCGAGUACAUGGACGAAUCGUUCGUUUUAUUGGCCAAUUUAAUGGGAUGGCCACUGGAGUAUGUCGCUUCUUUGAAACUGAACGCCAGGCUCCCAGAAUUAGACCCGUAUAUUCUGACAUCGCGGGAUGAAUUAACCAUACUCGAUCUCAAUCAAAUCGAUACUCAAUUGUACAACCAUUUUCUGGCAAAAUUUCUUAAAUGCAAGCGACAAUAUGGCGAAGAUAAUCUGAGCCGACAAGUUCAACAGUUGCGAAUCAUCAAUGAAAAUUUCAAACAGAGAUGUGUAGCUGAAGAAGUUACAGGUUCUAACAUAGGAAAUGUUGAAAGACUCGAGUAUGUGCCUAGAAAUCAAUCAGACAUGGAAUGUUUUUCUUCGAUGCAGCUGUUAAUAGGGAAAACUAUUCGUAAGAUACAAGCCGAAAAACUACAACACAAUUUUAUCAACUUCAUUUUCGGUAAUAAAACAAAUUUUUCUUCGAAAAACUGACCAAAAUAACUGCUUCGUCAACUUUUGAAAACUGUAAUGUUUUUUUUUUUUUUUUUUUAUUUACAAAUUUUCAAAUUCAUGAUCUUGUAUAGAAACAUUGAUGUGGACUAGGUUGAUCAAUAAAUUUUAUUGUUUCUCAAUUUUUUUGAAAACUGCUAUUUCUACAAUAUGGAUACUCACUUCCUAAAAAUAUGAAUAGGGUCAUUCCAUGUCAACUCAACCAAAAAAAUUCGAUUUUGAAAGUCAUGUCUUUCGAUUUCGCUAAAAAAAAAGAAAUAUAUCUCGCGAUA